GGCGAGCGCCCCUCCCGGGAGACCCCGCGCCCGCGCGCACGCACCCAGGCGGGCGCGCGGCCGGUCUCCCUGGCGACGCGGACGCGGACGCCGCGGCGGGCGAGCGAGCGAGCGCGCCUUGGCCGGGUUCCCCUCCGCGAUGCGCCCGGGAAGGUGGUAGCCCAUGCAGGGCUCGGGCUUCCCGCCGCUGGGCCACCUGCCGCACUGGCCGCGCGCGGGGCAGCCGGAGCGGCCCGGCCGGCCCUACGCCCCGGCCGAUGCCCCCCCGCCGCCGCCGCCGCCGCCGCCCCUGGCGCCCGCGAGUCGGGCGGCCGCCGAGCUGGAGCGCAGCCUGCACUUCCUGCAGCAGCAGCACGGCGAGACGCUCCGGCAGCUGCACCAGGAGAUCGACCGCCUGAAGCGUCGCAACCAGGAUCUGCAGUAUCGGCUCAUCAUGCACCCGCUGAUCCAGCAGGCAGGCUUCCUCUCCGCGGACAGCGAAGGCUCCUUGGCCCGGCAGUCGAAGGGGAAGUGGGCCGGCAGGCUGAAGGCGGCGGAGGGGCCCAGAGAAGAUUCUGAGGAGCUGGGCCAGAAGCGAGCCGACAGAGAGUGUCCCCUGGAAGUGGAAACUGCCGAGGAAGGGAGCGUGGAGGGGGAGAGGGAGCCCGAAGGCCUCGACCUAGAGUCCGAGGAGGCAGAGGUGGCAGCCCCAGCCAGGUUUGCGAACGCGGGAGGUCGGCCCCUGUUUAUCCCACUGCCGGCGUGCACAAGAGCGCAAGACCAGCAGCAUUUUCUCAGUGGAAGUCUCAUGAUGCCAAGUCUGAACUCUGUGGUGGAUGGAGAUGCGGCAGUCUGCGACAGAACCACCUCGCCAAUUCCUUACCCCCGAUCAGGCCAGAGCAGAGCUGGAGAUGUGAAGGUCCCUGCUGUGUCUUCCAACCCCUUUUUGGUGAACGUGCUUCCCUCCUAUAUGCGGAAGCCCCCAAGCCUGGAGGAGUGUGAGGUGGUGAUUCGCCAGCUGUGGAAUAUCAAUCACAUGCAGAUGCAAGAGCUGAUGUAUUUGAGAACGUGUCUGGAUGACAUACACAAGACCAAAAGAAUUCCUGAAGAUUAUAUGUUGGCUGGUCAACUUGGGAGCCAGGAGAGCAUGAGGUUGCCCAGAGUGAGGAAUGUCCCCAAGAAAUGCCGGAUCCUGACCCCGCUGCCCGCUGCCGAAAGAGCCGUGCUGCCAGCCCUGAAGCAGACGCUGGGGAACGCCUUUGCUGAGAGGCAGAAGAGGGCACAAGCCAUCCAGAGGAACCGGCUCCACCGGACCGCCCUGUAGCCAUCCGACCAGUGCAGCCCGACCUGCCCCGA
Messenger RNA from Candoia aspera, 1335 nucleotides. It is a transcript of the gene CCDC74B, whose product is annotated as coiled-coil domain containing 74B. The record is from RefSeq and is a predicted model, not a curated record. Lineage: Eukaryota; Metazoa; Chordata; Lepidosauria; Squamata; Candoiidae. The coding region runs from base 164 to 1303 and encodes 379 amino acids. The transcript is spliced from 10 exons.